Messenger RNA from Paramecium pentaurelia, 1637 nucleotides. The record is from the annotation of a GenBank genome assembly. NCBI's taxonomy places the organism in Eukaryota, Ciliophora, Oligohymenophorea, Peniculida, Parameciidae.
UAUGGGGCCAUGUUCAUCAUAAUAAAGAAAGCCUGCAGCAAAUGAUUAGCCUUUGGUAGUUGAUACUAAACAACCGAAUACGGAAGAGUUUAAAGUAGGUCCCAAUAUCUUUGCAACAUUAAAAUAAGGUUCUAUAAGUAGCUUUUAUAAAAUUGAGAAAAGUUUGGGUUCAGGUAGUUAAAAAUCAUAAAUUAGGGGCCUUUGGAGAAGUAAGGUUGGUUAUACAUAGAAAUUCUGGAUAUAAGAGAGCAAUGAAACAAAUAAGAAAGGAUAAAAUAAUAAAAGAAGAUGAAGAAAAUAUGUUUUCAGAAGUAAAUACAUUAAAGGAGUUGGAUCAUCCAAAUAUAGUGAAAUUACAUGAAUUGUUUUAGGAUGCAAAAAAUUAUUAUCUAGUAACUGAGUAAGAGUCAAGAAUAUAUCUAGAUAUUUAGAAGGAGGGGAGUUAUUUUAAAAGAUUACCGAUAUGAAACAUUUUACAGAAAAAAUGGCUGCAGAUAUUAUGAAAUAAAUUUUGGCUGGUGUUGUUCAUUGUCAUGAAAAGAAAGUAGUCCAUAGAGAUUUGAAACCUGAAAAUAUACUUUUUGAAAGUAAAAAACCAAACUCAAAUCUAAAGAUUAUUGAUUUUGGAACUUCAAGAAAGAUGGAUGGCAAUUAAAAUCUUACAAAGAGAUUAGGAACUGUAAUAUUAAAAAAUAUUUAAGCCUUAUUAUAUUGCACCUGAAGUCUUAAAGAGAAAUUAUAAUGAGAAAUGUGAUGUUUGGAGUUGUGGAGUGAUUUUAUAUAUUAUGCUUUGUGGAUAUCCUCCAUUUGGUGGUUAAGAUUAAGAAAUAUUGUAAAAUAUAGAAAUUGGAAAAUAUGAAUUUGAUCGUAAGAUUUUAAAAUAAUAAAAUUGUAUAGCUGAAGAUUGGAGUAAAAUAUCAGAAGAUGCUAAGAAUUUAAUUAAAAGAAUGUUAACAAAAGAAUAUUAAUAAAGAAUUUCUGCAUAAGAAGCAUACAAUGAUCCUUGGAUUUAAAAAAAUGCACCAAACGGACCAAUAGAUUUGAAAGCAAUUAAAAAUUUAUCUUCAUUUUUUGUAUCUUUUUAUUUCUAUUUUAGGGUAAAAAUAAAGUUAGAGCUGCUCUAAUGUAAUUUAUUUCAACUAAUUUAAUGACAAAUACAGAGAAAGAAGGUUUAUUAAAUGAAUUUAAAAAAAUUGAUAAAGAUGGAAAUGGAUAAAUAAGUAAAGAAGAAUUGCUUUAAGGUAAAUUUAUAUAUUUUUAACUUUAGUUUAUAUGAAAUAAUAUGAUGAAAUCAAAGCAAAAUAAAUGGUUGAUGAUAUUUUUGAAAAAGUUGAUAUUAAUAGAUCUGGAUUUGUAGAUUUUACAGAAUUUAUGAUGUCAGCAGCCUCUGAAGAAAAAUUAUUGAGCAAGAUUAGAUUAUAAUAAGCAUUCAAUAUGUUUGAUACUGUAAUAUAUUUUAUAUAAAUUAUCAAGAAUGGAGAUGGAUAGAUAAGUAGAGAUGAACUUUAAGAGAUUAUGGGAGGAGUAGAUGAUAAUUUAUGGAAAGAAAUUCUUUAAAUGUGUGAUGCAAAUGGAGAUGGUUAGAUUUCAUAAUAAGAAUUUAUUGAUUUCUUAGUGAAAAAAUAUUAACAAUGAUA